Messenger RNA from Homalodisca vitripennis (glassy-winged sharpshooter), 6647 nucleotides. It is a transcript of the gene osa, whose product is annotated as trithorax group protein osa. The transcript is spliced from 25 exons. The coding region runs from base 254 to 6322 and encodes 2022 amino acids. NCBI's taxonomy places the organism in Eukaryota, Metazoa, Arthropoda, Insecta, Hemiptera, Cicadellidae. Gene Ontology annotation, biological process: regulation of transcription by RNA polymerase II; chromatin remodeling; positive regulation of DNA-templated transcription. The record is from RefSeq and is a predicted model, not a curated record. Gene Ontology annotation, cellular component: nucleoplasm; SWI/SNF complex; brahma complex. Gene Ontology annotation, molecular function: nucleosome binding; DNA binding.
GCCCUAACCUCCUUUCGCGCUAGCAUCUAUGGUGUAAAUGUGAAAUGGUUAUAUGACUAGUGUGGAAAUGUGUUAUGAUGUUGCGUUUGUAAGAUGAAGCGUAUCUAUGUGAGUUUUUAGUAAUGGUCUUUAAAAAGUGCUGUAUUUAUCAUGAUGUUCUGUGCAGUGAUUGUUCAAUAUAUUCUGUGUUUGGCAAGUAAAUCCUAGAUGUUGCAGUGGCGGGGUGUUGGCAGCAAUCGAGGCUGUGCCUAACAUGGCUGCAACGCAAUCCGAACCCCAGCAAAAUGAGGUGAAUCGGGAAAAUGUGCAGCAAGAUCAGUCUUCAGUGCCUGAAAACGCGAGUUUACUUCAAAAUGGAACAGAAAGAAGCGUUGGUCGUGGAUUAGUGAGUUUUGAAUGUGGUAAUUCCAAAAUUAAACCGCCAGGUCAAAACAUAAAUACAGAGAUGAGUCAAUAUCGUCAAGACCCUAGUGUCGGACCCGGAGUUCAUCAUCCAGACUCAAAUACAAACAGUGAAGAUCUUUCAAAAACUAAUCAUUGUGAAAAUAAGUCGUUUACUCAUAAUACAGAACAAAGUGACCAAAGUUUUGUGAAAGUCCCCUCUGAUAAUGGAAAUCAAAACAUUCCAGGCUAUGGAUUGACCUUUCCUCAAAGGGGAAGUUAUCAUCCAGACCAUCCAGCAGGUAAUCUUCUUCAACCUGGUGGGGAAAAUAGUUUACAUCAAUCAAACUUUGGCCCAUUUAAUCCCCAAAUGAGGCAUGGCUAUUCUGGUUCUAAACCUAUAACUGGACCUGGUUCUGGUCCUCCUAGACCUUUGAGCACAAGCCCAAACAUGACAUCUCCAAGUAAUUUUGCCCCUCAUAUGCAACAGCAAAGAUUUCUCUCUGGCCAGAGCAUAUCCCAACCGACAGGGCCGACUCCAACAUUAAAUCAGCUUCUACAGUCAUCAAAUCCUGUUCAUCGGUACCAGAAUAGCUAUGGUGACUACAGUUUGCCCAAGCAAGGAAGUGAUCAGCCACAAGGAAGUGUACCAUACAAUCAGGCUUGGCCUCCCAGACCCAUGGGACCAUAUGGAUCUCAACAAAGUCUGCCUGGAUACCGACCCCAAGGACCGAUGGGCGGGCGAGGCGGUCAGUACGGAGGAGGUAGCGGGUCUCCCGGGCCUGGGCCUGUGUAUCCUCCUGCCUCUGGGUCUCCCUCAACUGGUCCUGGGGCUCAAGGGCCACAAUAUCCGUACCCUCAGCGGUAUCCGUCACCCACACCGCCUGCACCACCUCCAGCUCGACCUCCUUUUCCACCUCAUCAGAUGGGUUCUGGACCCUACGGUGGUGGUGGGCAAUCUCCAAAUGGUAGUGGCCCGGGCAGUUAUCCAGAGAGGUACCCAGGCCCUGGGGCUGGUCCUGGUCAGCAGCCUCCAUCUCCUGGCCAGACAGUUGCCGCCCCACAGUCCAGUCCUCAACCCCCACCUCCUUCGCUCUCACCCCAUCAGAACUAUCCUCCGAACAGGCCUCCUCAGUCUUCUACACCAAAUGCUCCUGAACCAGCCGACUUGACGGGUCAGAACAGCAAUGACAGCUCCAGUGGCCCGGCACCCGGGACUCCAAACUCCCAGGGCAUGAGGCCAACACCCUCGCCCACUGGUUCUACUGGCUCUCGCUCCAUGUCCCCAGCUGUUGGCAGUCAACAGAACAUUCCCAUGCCACCUCGGCCAUCGUCCAGUCAGUCUGAUGGUGGGUCCACUCCAGGGACCGGUGCUUCUCGCAUCAGUCACUCUCCUGUCUCCAACCAGGAAGCUCCAUUUGGCUGUGCCCCUGGACCGGGGGCUCCUCGCAUCAACCAGUCUCCUGUUUCAAACCAGGUUGACGUUGCAGGAGGGUACCCUGGACCAUUGCAGCAUAUGCAUGGCUACAAGAUGGGAGGGCCCAGCAUGGGGGGCCAGCCCAUGCCCUCACAUCCUCCAUCCCCCUACUCUUCCCAACAACACUACCCUCAGCAAGUUGGUGCAGGUAACUAUGGUCCACGGCCACAGGGACAGCUAGGGUACGGACCUAACCAGAGUUACAGCCAGCCUCCUCAGACCAAUAGCAACAUACCACCUGGCUCGCAGUACCCCACCAGACCCAUGCCCAACCACGCACCUCCUCACUCACAGUUUCCAGGUUACCAGGGUUGGGGUCCAGGAUCACCAGGAAACAUGAUGGGUGGGCCGAACACCAACCAUCUGGGUGGCAGCAGUGGUGCCAGUGGCAAAGGUGGCCCAGUGACCACCACACCCUCGGCUACUCCACCCUCGGCCACACAGCCCCCUCAAUCCAACUCCUCACCUGGGCCUCGGUCCCAUACACCUCCUCACCAAGCUUACCUCAAACAACAGCUACAGCACAAAGUGGCAUUCGGCAGUGCGGGUAGUGGCAUGCCCCCUAGUCCUGGCAGUUACCCAAACAAUGCCACACCGCUGGGUAUGGGACCGCCACACCAUCAUCCUAUGGGGCCUCCGUCCAUGGGCCCUCCCAACAGCCAUGUGGGCCAGCCUCCGCCAUCAUCCACCCCUAACUCUCACCUCUCUCUGGACACUCCCACCACGACACCUAGUGACCUGCAUGACAAUGGCAUUACAACUACAGCCACAGGUACAGUGAUGUCCAGUAGUCAAGGUGGAGUCACCCAGCUGGUCACCACUGGGCCUGACGGGGCUCCCAUAGAUGAAGCCUCUCAACAGUCUACACUCUCCAAUGCUUCUGCAGCGUCAGGGGAGGACCCUUCGUGCACACCCAGCAAGUCACGAAAGGACAACAUGUAUCACCCCUCCACUCCCCAGAGCACAGUACCAAGCCCGGGCGCAGCGUCUAUGAAUUCCAUGCAUGACGAGUACCCGCCGGACAGCAGCCCAACGUGGCCCCGCACGCCCGCUAGUCCGGUCUAUAACAGUCACAUGCCCCAGGACCUAUACAGGCCAAAGAAGCAGGACAGUCUGAGUAAGCUGUACGAGAUGGACGAUGCGCCUGACCGUCGGCUCUGGCUGGACAAGCUACUGCAGUACAUGGAGGAUAGAGGAUCACCCAUCACCACAUGUCCCACCAUCUCCAAGAACCCCCUCGAUCUCUUUCGACUAUACCUCUAUGUCAAGGAGAGAGGGGGCUUCAUGGAGGUAUGCAAGGUGCAGUGUAGUUCCAUGGUUACCAAAAACAAGAUUUGGAAGGACAUUGCAGGACUGCUGGGGAUUGGAGCUUCAUCUAGUGCUGCCUACACUCUACGUAAACAUUACACAAAAAACUUACUUCCUUAUGAGUGUCAGUUUGACAGGGGGGGUAUUGACCCUCAGCCUAUUAUUAACCAGGUUGAAGCCACUUCUAAGAAAAAAUCCUCAAAAGCUGCUCCUGUACCUUCUCCAGGGUCUUCAAACUCACAAGAUUCGUUUCCGUCUGGUGGGGGCGGUAGUGGCUCCAUGGAUGGCUACAGCUACGGGUACCCUCCCGAUUACAAUAACCAAAGGCCUCCAUCACAGUCAAACCAAGUGACAGCAGGUGUAGGGGUGCCGGCCGCGAGUGCAGGCGAUAACAUUAGCGUUUCCAACCCCUUUGACGACGCAAGGCCUCCCCGCCCAGGAAUGCAGGGUAACUAUCAGAACCAAGGGGGUAACUACCCCCAGUAUCCGGACCAGUACAACCAGCAGUACCCUCCAAAUCGCCCAAUCUACCCUCCCUAUGGACCUGAUGCUGACAGAGGUUACAGCCAGGGCACCAGCACAGGACCGGGAGCAGGCAGUCCGAGUCAGAGUGGGACACCUCCCGGCCCAGACCCCUACAACCGGUACAACAUGGCACCGGGCCAGCCUCCUGGUUACCCUCCCAGACCAGGAUUUGGGGGCUCCCAACCUCCUAGUGGACCCAACCCUCAGACACCCCCUGCCCAACCACCAGGCCAAGGUUAUCCCCCUCCUCAACAGGGCUACUAUGGGCAGGACCAGGGAUACCCUGGUCAGGGCCAAGGUCCCGGAGGAGGAACAGCACCGUAUCCUGGAGGACAACCCAACAAAGGAAUGCCACCUCCUGGUCCACAGCCCCGCAGACAUCCUGACUUUGCCAAAGACCAGCAGCCUUACCCGCCUUACAACCAACCUAGGCCUGCCAUCUACCCUGGAGGAUGGCCACAAAACAACAAUAGCCAGUACCGGGGACAGUACGGGCCGCAGCAGUGGAGCCAGGUUCCCCCUCGUCCGGGGGGCCCUCCAUCGUCUACCCAGCCUCCCAGUGGACCCCCCGGACCUGGUCAAUGGGACCAACAGCGUUACCCUGCCCAGCCUCCUUACCAGCAGUGGAAUGUACCAAGUAUGGGAAGCACAGUGGUAGGCCCCCGCACUCCUGUGGGUCCUAGACAUUACAGGCCCGAUGGCAAACCAUAUUGUCCAAUGCCAUCAUCUGUUAAUGUGAAAGGUCAACCAACAGGUGCCAUGCAGAGUGGUCCAGGAGGUGCAAAACGAGAGUUGGUUUUUCCAAUGGACAGUGUAGAGGCUGUGACUCCUGUGUUGUACAAGAGAAGGCGACUGACAAAGACUGAUGUAGCUCCGAUAGACGCGUGGAGGAUGAUGAUGGCCCUGAGGUCAGGUCUGCUGGCCGAGACGUCAUGGGCGCUAGAUGUCCUCAACAUCCUAUUGUUCGAUGAUGCCAGUAUAGCGUACUUUGGCCUGGCCCACCUGCCAGGUCUACUGGAUACCCUGCUCGAGCACUUCAAACACGCCUUAGGAGAAAUGUUGGAGAAAGAGAGUGAAGGAUUGAACAAUCGUCAGUGGUACGAACAUUCUACACCUGAAUCCAAGACUAUUGAUCUCGGUAGUAUAUCUACACCUCCUGAUCCGAGUGAUAGGGUGAAGGUCAUUCAAGGUCCUGACUACACGAUGCAGUCGAGAAGAGGUGCACAAGUGUUGUUAACUCCUAGUUCAGAUGAAAUUUUUGUGUCCGAUCAAAGGAGAUCGUGGGACAAUGAAGAACCUGAAGAAGCGCCUGAAGCUCCGGAUUAUUCUAGUACCAAAUAUAUUAUCUCGUGUUUUAAAGGUGAAUUCGGACUCGUGCCGUUUGUGAGAUUAUUGCCAGACAAAAAAUGUGAUGUUAAAAUAGAAAAAGACACAACUUGUGAUCAGACUGAAACAAAAAGGACUAGGUCUUUAAAUGACUUAUUAACGCGAGUUAAGUUAGAACCAAGUGAAACAACGGAAGUGAAAAGUGAAGAUGUGAAUGAAAGGGUGCGUGAUCCGGCAGGUAUCUUAAGACGGAGGCGAAUGUCUGACUAUGAAGACGAGUGCUACAGUCGGGAUGAAGCUAGUUUAUAUUUAGUUACUGAAAGUCAAGAUGCAUUAGCGAGGCGAUGUAUAUGUAUAUCUACUAUUUUGAGAAAUCUGACAUUUGUUCCUGGGAAUGAAGCAGAGUUUGCUAAAAACGUUACGUUCCUUAACUUAUUGGGUAAACUGCUGUUACUUCAUCAUGAACAUCCUGUGCGAACGCAGAAACAAAGAAACUAUGAUCGUGACGACGAUGCAGACUAUGGAGAUUGUUGUUCAUCUCUUCAAGGGGAAGGAGAGUGGUGGUGGGAAUUUCUACAUCAUCUGAGAGAAAAUGCUUUGGUAUGUUUGGCCAACAUGGCCGGACACGUGGACUUGGGUCUGUACUCGGAGGAUGUGUCACGGCCAUUGCUGGAUGGUCUUCUUCACUGGGCCGUGUGUCCUGCUGCCCAGGGACAGGAUGCCUUCCCCACCGUGUCCCCGGCCAGUGGGCUCUCCCCUCAGCGACUGGCUCUGGAAGCUCUAUGCAAACUCUGUGUCACCGAGAACAACGUAGACCUUGUCAUCGCUACUCCUCCUCACUCCAGACUGGAGAGGUUGUGUGCCGUCCUCACCAGGUUGCUCUGUCGCAGUGAGGAGCAGGUUCUGAGGGAGUUCUCGGUGAAUCUGUUGCAUUAUCUGGCGGCGGCGGACAGUGGAGUGGCAAGAACCAUCGCAGCUCAGAGUCCUUGUGUGUCAUUGCUGGUGGCUUUCAUCGAGCAAGCGGAGUCGAGCGCCAUAGGGGUGGCCAACCAGCUCGGGAUCAAUGCACUACGGGACAAUCCGGACUGUAUGGGGACUAGUCUGGACAUGUUGCGACGUGCCGCGCGCACGCUGCUGCACCUGUCCAAGCACCCGGACAACCAGCCCUUGUUCCUACAGCAGGAACAGAGACUACUGGCUCUCGUCAUGAGUCAGAUCCUGGACCAGCAGGUUGCCGCCAUCAUCUCCAGGGUGCUGUACCAUUGCUCGUCCCGCCCACCCUCGCCCGAACCUGCCUUGCCUUAGACCUGUAGGCUUUUUUAUUUGUUUUUGUUUUUCUUUUUUACUUUUUAUGUGGAAACUCAUGGUUCUCUUGUUGCAUCAAAUUUAAUUUUAAAGUCGUACGGACUUAAAUUGAGUUGGUCAUUAUUGUUUUAAAGUCUAUGAUUCGUUGUUCCAUCCUUCCUAGUGCGCGUGCUAUAUAUAAUAAAUAUAGCUGAAUUUGUAAAUAAUAAAAAGACUUAUAAAAAAGUAUGUGUUAUAAAUCUAAUCCUUUAUUUAAAGGUUUAGCGAAUACAGUUUCUCAAAAUGUGAAUUUGAAUAUAGUUGAUAAAAUAUUUUUAUACAUGUU